Messenger RNA from Papaver somniferum (opium poppy), 3013 nucleotides. RefSeq lists its product as uncharacterized. Gene Ontology annotation, biological process: carbohydrate metabolic process. The record is from RefSeq and is a predicted model, not a curated record. The transcript has 5 exons. NCBI's taxonomy places the organism in Eukaryota, Viridiplantae, Streptophyta, Magnoliopsida, Ranunculales, Papaveraceae. The coding region runs from base 90 to 2792 and encodes 900 amino acids. Gene Ontology annotation, molecular function: polygalacturonase activity.
UCAGCAUUCGUCCGUGUUUUUCAAAUUUUGAAAGAGAAAUUCAAGGUUAACAAAGAAGAUAGAGAAGAGCAUUUUAAAUAAUAAUUAAAAUGAGAUCAUCAUCAGUUAACAAGAAAAAAUUUUGGUUAUCAAUUUUCAUUUUGAGUGUAUAUAUAAAUGAACAAUUCCUUGUUCUUGUUGUAGCAGCAAGAUCCCAUCCAGGUACUGUGGGUGGUGGCAAUGCUAUUCACAAGGGUUCAAAUAAACACCAAGACCAGCAACUAAAAGAAGAAGAACAACAGCAGCAGCAACAAACAGGUGGUAGUGGUGGUGGUGACAGUACAAGACCCCCACCAGGUGAUGUUGAUACUGGUAAUGCUGUUCAUGAGGUAUCAAAAGGUGAUGUUGAUAACGGUAAUGUUGUUCAUGAGGUAUCAAACAAACACCAACAACAACAACAAAAAGGUACAAGACCCCAACCGGGUGAUGUGGAUACUGGUAAUGUUGUUCAUGAGGGAUCAAAAGGUGAUGUGGAUGGCGGUAAUGUUGUUCAUGAGGUAUCAAACAAACACCAACAACCGCAACUAAAAGAAGAAGAAGAACAACAACAACACCAGCAAGCAGGUGGUAGUGGUGGUGGUAAUAGUACAAGAUCCCAACCAGGUGCUGCGGGUGAUCAUAAUGCUACUGAUAAGGGAUCAAAUGAACACCAACAACAGCAACACAAACAGAAACAGAAACAAAAACAAAAACAACACCAACAAGCAGGUGGUGGUGGUAACAGCUUUAAAGAAUCAAUCACAAAUGCUGGAGAAUCAGUCAGAAAACAACUAGGUGGUGCUGGAGAAUCAGUCAAAAAGCAACUAGGUGGUGCUGGAGAAGCAAUAUCAAAACAACUAGGUGAUGCUGGGAAUAGCGUUAAAGAAGCAGUCCCGAAAAAAGUACGUGAUGCUGGUAGUAGCUUUAAAGAAUCAGUCACAAAACAACUAGGUGGUGCUGGAGAAUCCGUCAAAAAACAAUUAGGCGGUGCUGGAGAAUCAAUAUCAAAACAACUAAGUGGUGCUGGGAAUAGCGUUAAAGAAGCAGUUCCAAAACAAGUACGUGAUGCUGGUAAUAGCUUCAAAGAAUCAGUCACAGGUGCUGGUAAACAAGUAGGUGAUGCUGGUAAUAGCUUCAAAGAAUCAGUCAAAGGUGCUGGGAAUAGCUUUAAAGAAGCAAUCCCAAAACAAGUAGGUGAUGCUGGUAAUAGCUUCAAAGAAUCAGUCAAAGGUGCUGGUAAUAGCUUCAAAGAAUCGAUUCCAAAAAAAGUAGGUGAUGCUGGUAAUAGUUUCAAAGAAUCAGUCACAGGUGCUGGUAAUAGCUUUAAAGAAUCGGUUUCAAGACACCUAGGUGGUGCUGGUAAUAGAUUCAAAGAAUCAGCCCCAAAACAACUAGGUGGUGGUAAACAUGAUAAAGGCUUUGGCUUGGAAGUACUACCGAAUAUCGGUGGAAAACUAGCAACCCAAACACAAAUUGGUGGGAACAGUGGUGGUGGUGGCAGCAGCAGCAGCAAUGAUAGUAGUGGGGGUGGCAGUGGAGGCGGUAGUAGUGGAAGUGGUGAUUCUGGGAAAGGAAGUGAGGAAGUUACACCCAAAAUUAAGAAAGGAGGUAGCGGGACCAACGACAGCAGCAGCGGAGGGGGUGGUGGCUCUUCACAAUUCAAUGUUAAGAAGUAUGGUGCACGCGCUGAUGGAAGAAAUGAUGAUACCCAGGCGUUUACGGCGGCAUGGAAAGCUGCGUGUGCAUCCACAGCACCUGCUGAAGUUUUCAUACCAAAAGGAACAUAUUUGGUUGGACCUGUUAAAUUUACAGGGCCUUGUAAAGCAUCACCUAUAACAGUUAAUAUGCAAGGAUUCUUGAAGGCAUCAACAGAUCUUAGCCGAUAUGGUUCCUCUUCUGACUGGUUUGAGUUUGGAUGGGUUGAUGGUUUGAAUCUGAUCGGUGGCGGGACAUUUGAUGGUCAAGGUGCUGCUUCUUGGCCCUUCAACAAAUGUCCUACAAACAUGAACUGCAAAGUCCUUCCCACAAAUGUUAAGUUUGUUUCGUUAACCAAAACGACAGUGAAGAGCAUAACAUCCCUGAAUAGCAAAUUCUUUCAUAUGGUUUUACUGGAUUGCACGGAUUUUAAAGCAAGUGAGAUCCACAUAUCUGCACCAGGAAACAGUCCCAACACUGACGGUAUUCACAUGGAACGGUCAACAGGUGUAACCAUUGCUAAUGCUAAUAUUGGUACUGGCGACGACUGUGUAUCAAUUGGACAAGGAAACGCUCAUGUUACCAUUACUGGCGUUACUUGUGGACCUGGCCACGGUAUCAGUGUUGGGAGCUUGGGGAGGUAUCAAAAUGAAGGAGAUGUAAAUGGAUUACUGGUGAAAGGGUGUACACUUUCAGGGACAAUGAAUGGCAUUAGGAUAAAGACAUGGGCUAAUUCUCCUGAUUCAAGUGUUGCUUCCAACAUGACAUUCGAAGACAUUGUUGUUAACAAUGUUGCUAAUCCUAUCAUCAUUGAUCAAACUUAUUGUCCAUACGCCUCUUGUUCUUCAGUUUCACCAUCCAAGGUUAAACUGAGUGAUAUAACUUUCAAGAACAUAAGAGGGACAACAUCUUCUCCGGUGGCAGUAACACUAGAAUGCAGCAAAGGAGUGCCAUGCCAAAAUGUUAAGCUUGAAGACGUACAUUUGGACCCAGCUGGUGGGGGUACAGUGGCGAAAUCAUCAUGUUUGAAUGUCCAGGCCAAAUACGCUGGAACUCAGAUUCCUCCUCCAUGUGCUUAAUAAUAAUCAAGUUAAACUACAUUGGGAUUAAGAGACUAAUUUUAGUUGGCCGUCAGUCCACCGAGCCGUCCUUUUUCCCAUGUAAGAGUAGCAGUUUUCUUCAGUAGUAGUAUAUGUUUUGUAUGCGACUGUGCAUUUCAUUUCAGAUGUAUAAUGUAGAAAUUGCAGCCCCUCUCACUCUCAAGAAGGGCUUUUUUUCCCACCAUUUUUGUUUACUUGCA